ACCUCAACCAAACACGACGAACACGGCGGCGGCGGCGGCAUCGUCGUCGUCGUCCCAAAACCCUUCCUUUCCUUUCUCUCCUCCCUCUCUCGAGCUGCGGCUGCGGCUGCGGCUGCAUACCCCACUUCGCCCCUCCCUCCGCCAGCCAUGGACGACAUCGACGCCAGGUACGAGGUCACCCGCACGGCGGAGUUCAUCCGCGGCCGCGCCUACACCAGGGUCGCGCUCCAGUUCCCGGACGAGAUGCUCCGGGACGCGGCGGCGGUGGCGCGGGCGCUGCGGCGGGAGCUAGCCGCCGGCGGCGGCGGAGGAGGAGGGGUGAAGCUGUUUGUGAUGGCUGACACGGCGUACAACUCGUGCUGCGUCGACGAGGUCGGCGCGUCCCACAUCGACGCGCAGUGCGUCGUCCACUACGGCCACGCCUGCAUGAGCCCAACAUCCAAUUUGCCAGCGUUCUUUGUGUUUGGGAAGUCACCAUUGGAUACCAACGCUUGUGGCCGUUCAUUGUUAGAGUGCUUGCGAGAAAGUGAUAAACGUAUCCUGGUUUUAUAUGGAUUAGAGUAUGCACAUGCAUUGAGUGAUCUUAAAAAAGUAGUUGUGGAAUUAUACAAAUCACAUUCUUGCAGUGUUGAAGUCCAGUAUGCAGACGUUCAGUGUUCAGUUAUGAGCCCAAGCCCUGCUGCAGAAAGGGAACAUACUCAAUCUGAUGGAAACACUUGUGGUGAUGAUUUAUCUAUACAAAGUGAUGGUGUAGCAACAUUUGUUAAUAAUUGUUGCGAUGUGGAAGGAUCCACACGAAAGUAUAGCCUUGGAGGGCUAACAUGGGCUAUAUCCAUAGAUGAUAAUAUGGAAGACUAUUUGUUAUAUUGGAUAGGACAAGAUAACUCAGCAUUUGCCAACAUUGUGCUUACCUUCAAUAAAUGUGAUAUAGUUAGGUAUGACUCGGUAGCAAAUCAACCAUCAAGGGAUGUAUCUCAUCUGAUGAAAAUUCUUAGACGCAGAUAUUACCUUGUGGAGAAGGCAAAGGAUGCAAGUAUUGUUGGCAUUUUGGUGGGGACCCUCGGUGUUGCUGGUUAUCUUCACAUCAUUGAGCAAAUGAAAGAUCUGAUCAAGGCUGCUGGAAAGAAAUCUUAUACGUUGGUCAUGGGCCGGCCUAAUUCUGCAAAACUUGCUAAUUUCCCUGAGUGUGAAGUGUUUGUUUAUGUUUCAUGUGCCCAAACUGCUCUAUUGGAUAGCAAAGAUUUUUUAGCUCCAGUCAUUACACCUUUCGAAGCUGUAUUAGCUUUUAGCAGGGGAAGGGAAUGGACAGGAGAGUAUCUUUUAGAUUUCAAGGAUUUGAUCACCACAGAUAAACCAGAAAUUUCAAGCAAAGCCGAAGAAGCACGAUUUUCCUUUAUCAAAGGGGGCUAUGUGGAGGAUAAUGGCCUUGAAGAAAAUGAGGAACAUUCAGAAACAUCACUUGCGCUUGCUGAGGUAACAGAGAAGGCGCUAAGUAUCAAAAACCAGAACAAUGAUGCAGUUCUUUACCAAGGAGGAGCAAGGUCCGCAAUCGACUACCUCAAGGCGCGAUCCUACCGUGGUCUCACUGGACAAUACGAGGGUCCAGCACCAGACUCAGUCUUGACAGGCAGAACAGGGAGAGCUGCUAGUUACAGUCACGAGAAAACGAAGAGCGCAGAAUGAAUUGGGGUUUUUUUCUUUCCUGACUGACAUACUUCAGAUGUGCUUCCACAAGCACGUUGAGGGGUGACUGAUGGGAGAGACAAUUUUGUAUUUGAGAAACUACUGCAAGUCUGUAACUUGUCCAGUUUUGUUGUGAGCUAUGCAUGAUCCGUCGUAUUCCGCGAA
Messenger RNA from Oryza brachyantha (malo sina), 1848 nucleotides. Its product is annotated as 2-(3-amino-3-carboxypropyl)histidine synthase subunit 2. Gene Ontology annotation, molecular function: 2-(3-amino-3-carboxypropyl)histidine synthase activity. Gene Ontology annotation, biological process: protein histidyl modification to diphthamide. The transcript is spliced from 10 exons. Lineage: Eukaryota; Viridiplantae; Streptophyta; Magnoliopsida; Poales; Poaceae. The record is from RefSeq and is a predicted model, not a curated record. Bases 148 to 1683 code for a protein of 511 amino acids.